Spea bombifrons (plains spadefoot toad) is the source of this 4719-nucleotide messenger RNA. It is a transcript of the gene PCDH19, whose product is annotated as protocadherin 19. Bases 29 to 3337 code for a protein of 1102 amino acids. Gene Ontology annotation, cellular component: plasma membrane. NCBI's taxonomy places the organism in Eukaryota, Metazoa, Chordata, Amphibia, Anura, Pelobatidae. The transcript has 5 exons. Gene Ontology annotation, biological process: homophilic cell-cell adhesion. The record is from RefSeq and is a predicted model, not a curated record. Gene Ontology annotation, molecular function: calcium ion binding.
UUUGUUUUGGCCUGAGCAAGCUAGAACUAUGUGGCUGUGGAUACUCAAGGAGAUGGAUUUAUUGCAUAUUCUGUUUUUGCUGUUUGUGUCCUGGACACGAACCCGAGCCUUGAUCAACCUGAAAUAUACUGUGGAGGAGGAGCAGAGAGCUGGGACUGCAAUUGCCAAUGUAGCUAAGGACGCUAAGGAUGCUGGCUUCGUGUUGGACCCUAGGCAGCCUGCUUUUAGAGUAGUCUCCAAUUCAGCUCCCCACCUGGUGGACAUCAACGCCUUAGGUUUGCUGGUCACCAAGCAGAAGAUAGAUAGGGACAUGCUGUGCAGGCAAAGCCCCAAGUGUGUCAUCUCGUUGGAGGUCAUGUCCAACUCUAUGGAGAUUUGUGUCAUUAAAGUGGAGAUCAAAGACCUCAAUGACAAUGCCCCCAGUUUUCCUACCGACCAGAUUGACUUGGAGAUAUCAGAGACUGCUAGUCCUGGCACAAGAAUUCCACUGGAGAGCGCAUAUGAUCCCGACUCUGGUAAUUUUGGGGUGCAAACCUAUGAAAUCACGCCCAAUGACCUGUUUGGUUUAGAAAUUAAAACCAGGGGUGAUGGGUCCAGGUUUGCUGAACUGGUGGUAGAAAAGAACCUGGACAGAGAGACCCAGUCCCAUUACAGCUAUAUUAUCACAGCCCUGGAUGGGGGAGACCCCUCUAAUUUUGGAACUGUGGAGCUGAACAUAAAAGUCAUAGAUUCUAAUGACAACAAUCCAGUUUUUGAGGAGCCUGCAUAUACAGUCAAUGUUCAGGAGAACUCUCCGCUAAAUGCGGUGGUUAUUGACCUCAACGCUACAGAUCCUGAUGAAGGCACCAACGGAGAGAUUGUGUAUUCCUUUAACAGCUAUGUGUCUGACAAAACCAGGGACCUCUUCAAGAUAGACCCCAAGACUGGAGUGAUCACUGUGAGUGGGGCCAUAGAUUACGAGGAAGGGCAUGUUUACGAAAUAGAUGUACAAGCCAAGGACCUGGGACCCAACUCCAUCCCUGCCCACUGUAAAGUGACUGUGAAUGUUUUGGAUGUUAAUGACAAUGUGCCAGUGAUUAACUUGCUUUCAGUGAACAGUGAAGUGGUGGAAGUGAGUGAGAAUGCUACCCCAGGGUAUGUCAUAGCUCUGGUCAGGGUAUCAGACAGGGAUUCUGGACUGAAUGGAAGGGUCGUAUGCAAGCUACUGGGAAACGUUCCAUUUAGAUUGCAAGAGUAUGAGAGCUUCUCCACCAUUCUAGUAGAUGGCAGGUUAGAUAGGGAGCAAAAAGGCGAGUACAAUUUAACCAUCCAGGCCAGGGACAGUGGUAAUCCUUCCUUGCAGUCCACCAAGUCCUUUACAGUGAAAAUUACUGAUGAGAAUGAUAAUCACCCCCACUUCCUUAAAACCUUCUACCAAGUCAUUGUUUCUGAAAAUAACACCCCUGGUGCUUACUUACUGUCGGUGUCAGCCACAGACCCAGAUUUAGGGCUGAAUGGGAGUAUUUCCUACCAGAUUGUCCCAUCCCAAGUGCGAGAUAUGCCAGUUUUCACCUAUGUGUCAAUCAACCCAAACUCUGGAGAUAUUUAUGCCCUGAGAUCAUUCAAUCAUGAACAAACCAAAGCUUUUGAAUUCAAAAUCCUAGCAAAAGAUGGAGGUAACCCAUCCCUACAGAGCAAUGUCACAGUCAGAGUGAUAGUUGUGGAUGUGAAUGACAACACUCCUGUGAUAACUGCCCCACCUUUAGUCAAUGGGACCUCUGAGGUGUACAUCCCUAGGAACGCAGGGGUAGGCUACCUAGUGACUGUGGUGAAAGCUGAUGAUUACGAUGAGGGUGAAAAUGGCAGGUUGUCAUAUGAAAUAUCAGAAGGAGACAGAGGAUUUUUUGAGAUUGAUCAGGCAAAUGGGGAGAUCAGGACCACCAGGACAUUUGGGGAGAACUCUAAGACCACUUAUGAACUCAUCGUGGUGGCUCACGACCAUGGCAAACUGUCUCUUUCAGCAUCUGCUUUGAUCUUAAUCUACCUGUCUCCUGCACUGGAUGCUCAGGAAUCCAUAGGAUCUGUAAAUUUGUCUCUGAUUUUUAUUAUUGCACUGGGAUCUAUUGCUGCUAUCCUGUUUGUCACCAUGAUCUUUGUAGCAGUGAAAUGCAAGAGGGACAAUAAAGAAAUAAGGACAUACAACUGCAGAAUAGCGGAAUACUCAUAUGGACACCAAAAGAAAUCCAACAAGAAGAAAAAAAUCAGUAAGAACGACAUUCGACUGGUGCCCCGGGAUGUUGAAGAAACAGAUAAAAUGAACGUGGUGAGCUGCUCCUCCCUUACUUCAUCUCUAAACUACUUUGACUACCACCAGCAGACCCUCCCGCUUGGUUGCAGGCGCACAGAUAGCACCUUCCUAAAUGUGGAGAACCAGAAUACGAGGAAUGCUGGGUCCAACCAUGUCUACCACCAUACAUUUACAAACCAGAGCCCACCGCAGCCUGAUCUUAUCAUCAAUGGAAUGCCUCUUCCAGAGACCGACAACUACUCAUUCGACACAAACUACGUCAACAGCAGAGCACACCUGAUUAAAAGCAGUUCGACCUUCAAGGACUUAGAGGGGAAUAGUCUCAAGGACAGCGGGCACGAGGAAAGCGACCAGACUGACAGCGAGCAUGACGUCCAGCGGGGCUUGUACUGCGACACUGCUGUCAAUGAUGUCCUGAACACCAGCGCCAAUUCGGUGGGGACACAGCAGACCGAGCAAGAUCAGAGCGAAGGAUUCCAUUGCAGAGAAGAGUGUCGGAUUCUUGGUCACUCCGAUAGAUGCUGGAUGCCCCGAGUCCCCAUCACAAGUCGUGCGAAAUCCCCAGAGCAUGGAAGGAAUGUGAUUGCAUUGUCUAUAGAAGCCACCACGGUGGAUACAGAACCUUUUGAAGACUGUAACACAAAAAGAACUUUUGCAACUUUUGGCAAAGAUGGGAAUGAGCAUACUACCGACGACCGGGCUACCUUGAAAGGGAAAAGGACAGUAGACCUCCCGAUCUGCAGCCCCAAGGUAAACGGUGCCAUUCGCGAAGCGGGAAAUGGCUGUGAGGCUGUCAGCCCCAUCACUUCUCCUCUACAUCUAAAGAGUCCUCUGCCAGCCAAACCUUCGGCGACGUCGUACAACAUAAUCCACUGCCCCGGAAACCGCGACAUGGAGAAGUUUGUCAGCAAUGGUCCUUCUCGGCCUUCAGAGGCAGAGCCCAGGGGGGCGGACAGUGAAAACGUAAUGCAUGAAAUCAACCCGUUACUGGAAGAAUGUCGAGAAAAAGACUCGCUGGUUGUAAAGAGACUAAAAGACAUUGUCCUUUAAAGUACCGAGCCCGACGUGGGGAUCAACAGUGGACUUUAAAACAUUACAGCUUGUUUUUAAUUGCUUACCGAUGGUUCACAAAUAGCUGUAUUUAAAGCUUUCCCUAAAUGUAUUGUUUAUAAAUAAAGCUAUUGUUAUGUGACAAUCCCAAAAUUUUCAAUGUGGGGGCAGGGGUGUUCAGCCGAAGCAAGCAGCCUAACAUCGCUUUCAUGUUCUCGCUCAACGCAGGAUAAUGUUACUACCAUCAAUGUACAAAGUAUUAUGUAUGUAUUAAGUAUUUUGAAUUUAUAUAUUUUUAUAAGCAUAUAUAUCAAAAUGAAAAUUAUAAUAUAAAAUUAGCAUUGUUUGUACAGAAUUUUAAAAAAAAAAAAAGAGGGCAAAAAAAAAAAAAAAAAUUAGUGAAACGCCACGUUCAAAAUUCUCCUCUAAUGAUUUUGUAGCAUACUAGGGAACUCAACCAUAACUUGUGUUAUGUUCUAAUUUUCGAUGAAGUGAGCUACAGACAAGCAAGAACUUGUCAACAAUAAAUUAUUUAAUCAUAGUUUGCUGUUUUGCUGUGGACACCCCUGCAUCUAAGGCCCUUUUGCUGUUACAUGCUAUCUGUACUAUAAAUGUAUUUGAUAUUUAAAAAAAAAAUAAUAAUUUGUCCGGUGAUGGCAAAAGGCGUUCAAGUAAAAAAAAAAAAAAAAAAAAAAAAAUUACAUAAAAUAAAAUAAAUAAUUUGUAAUUCUUUUUUUUUUAAGACUAAGAUUAAAAUAUCUGCAUUAUAGUGAAGAAAGAGCUCCAUUGUUCUAUUCACAUUGCUGUAAAAAUUCACUGGUUUUCAACAGUGAGAGGUUUUAGCAUCCUUUCAAAUAUGUAAUUGCUAUUUAAUGAGACAGUAACGUGAGGUUUUGUGAAGAUUUUUUUUUUUUUUUUUUAACAUUGAUAAAGCUCAUUCCCUAUUUCUGAAAAACAAUCCUUUUUAUUGUAUUCCGGUGUCCAACUGAACGUCGUAACAUGUAAUGCGCAGGGUUUUCUGCUAUGACAUAAUCAAGGCCUCUCGGCCGAUUUUAUGUUUUAUUUUAAUUUAAUUUUUUUUUUUUUUUCGUGUUCUCGUGGCGGAUAUGUCACCGUGUUGAAUCGGUUUAGAUUGCAUUGAGUAGUACGUUUUCAUCAUCUGCAUUAUUGCCGGUUUGUUUGAAGGAUGAAAAUAUUUCUAAAAUGUUCACAUAUAAAAUCUUUUAAUUUUUUUUUUUUUUUUGACAAUUGUAAAUUAUAGAAAGAGUUUACAUAAUAUUCUGUUUGUAAUAUAGUCUUACAAGAUAAUGUUGCAGACAAUGUUGCAAAAAUUCACUGACUGCCAGUGAAGAAAAUUAAUUAAAAUGUUUUUAAUUUCAAAA